Capsella rubella is the source of this 1682-nucleotide messenger RNA. RefSeq names its product F-box protein At1g10780. Gene Ontology annotation, molecular function: protein binding. Bases 204 to 1460 code for a protein of 418 amino acids. The transcript is spliced from 4 exons. The record is from RefSeq and is a predicted model, not a curated record. Lineage: Eukaryota; Viridiplantae; Streptophyta; Magnoliopsida; Brassicales; Brassicaceae.
GCCCUUCCGUCUCUCUUCACGCGCCACCCACCUCUCUCUCUCUCUUUUCCCCCUUUCUUCAUAUAACCCCAAUUUCCCCUUCCUUCUCCUCUCCCACUCUUUGAGAUUUUUUUCACCCUGACUUUGAGAUUUCGAUUCUCUCUCUCUCUCGUUCUCUCACAAAAUUCGAGGUCGACCCACAGAUUUAGAGAUUCAUUCACCAAAUGGACUCUCUUCCUGAUGCGCUCCUUCAAUACAUUCUUUCCAACCUGACUGCUGCAAAGGAUGUGGCUGCUUGCAACUGUGUGUCCAACCGAUGGAAAGAGUCAACAGACUCUGUUACCAGAGUUGUAUUCCCCAGGAAUUCAUUCGAAAGCAUCUUGGAGACUGAUGAUUCUGACACCAUCGUUCAGAAGAUGAUACUGUCUUUUCGUCGUCUUGAGGAGCUUGUGGUGUAUAGCCCAUUCUCUAGCAAUGGUCUAGCAUCUUGGAUGGCGCAUGUGGGUUCGUCUCUUAGGCUAUUGGAGCUAAGGAUGGAUAAUCUCGCUAGCGAAGAGGCUAUCCUAGAGAGUCCUUUGAAGCUUGACUGCCUUGGCGUGGCUAAGAAUUUGGAGACUUUGAGGCUUUGGGGUGUUUUAAUGAUGAGCCCUCCCAAGUGGGAUAUCUUCCCAAACCUUCGCUGCCUCGAAAUAGUGGGAGCAAGAACAGAUGAUUCCACAUUGUCUCAUGCUUUACGUGCAUGCCCGAAUCUGACUAACUUGCUGCUACUAGCCUUUGAGGGAGUUAAAUCCAUAACGAUCGAUCUGCAAUACUUGGAGCACUGUAAGCUGGAUUUCUAUGGACCAGGUAACAGCUUGCUAGUCCUCACGAGUCCGAGACUAGUGUCCCUUGAUGUUCAAGGCUGUAGCUGGAUCCGUGUCCCUGAAACCAAAUUCUUAAAGAACCUAUCCAUCUCCAAUAUUGCUGGUAGAGUUUACAUGGUAGAUUUCCCUAACCUUCCGUCGCUUGAGGCCUUGUCAAUUCGAGGUAUACAAUGGUGUUGGGAUGCGUUAUGCAUCAUACUGCAGCAAGCAAGAGACGUGAAGCAUCUCUUCAUGAAGGUUGAAUUCACUGGCAAUGAGUCCCUUCAACCUUUCCCUGAGAUUGAUUUUGUAGAGUUCUUCAACAACCAUCCCAAGCUUCAAACAUUUGACAUCCAUGGAGCAAUGUUCGCUGCACUUUGCCAGAGAAACAGCCUAAAGAAGCUUGAGACAGGAUUUGCAAUACCUUGUUUGGAGGAGGUUACUAUCACAGUGAGAUCUCCACUGAACGCAGAACAGAAGAUGAACACGCUGGAAUCGCUUGUGAGAUAUGCGAGGGGUCUGAAACGAAUGGUGAUAAGGAUUCUUCGGAUGAAGAGCAACCACAGCAGUGCAGAUGAUUUCUGCGAUGAUAUCUGCAAGUUCCGGUACAUGCAUCAGCAUCUUAUUCAAAUAGAAUGAGAUAUUCAUUUUAGCAGCUAAUCUUAAAUUUCGGCCAUUGAUUUCUGUUUCUCAUUGUGUUAGCUGCCAUUUCUUGUCUGAACUCCUGAGUAAUAUUUUUGUUUCCUGAUUCAUGGUUAUGAACUUAUGACUUUGAUUCUGAUAACAGUUCAGAACUUUCCCUGCUGCUGUUGUCUUUAAAAGGAUUGAAUAAUUAUGAACACAUUUCUGAAUUUGGUUUUA